AUAAUUUUAAUCUAUAUUUUAAUAAAAUACUACAUUGCAAACAAAAUAAGAAAUCAACAUAUUUUUUUAUCGGUUUUAACUACUGCUUUAGCUGGUGAUAUUCCAACCGAUUUUUAUCCUAUAUCGGUUGGACUGGGUUGUACUAACUGCCAUCCCAGUGGUUUUGACAACCAUGCUACAAAGGUUCCUCUGUGGUCAUAGUUGUCAUCCCAAAGCUCUGGAGGAAUUUUCACAGGAAUAGUGGUAACAAUAACUUAGAUUACUUUCGUGUAUUCAUCAAAUACAUAUCAUAUUUAAAUAAGUGUGACAAAUUGACAUCUUUUUAUAUUUUUUUAAGGCCUGGUGCAUUCACUCACCAUAAACACAUUGAAAAACAUUUCUACGGUGAGCUAUGGUCAUUGAUAGGGGUGUGCAAAUGGAGUGGUUAUUAUGACACUGUUUUCUCCCCCCGCUACCAAGACGAAGAGAUCCAUUCGUCGGAGCCCGAUAACAAACGUCAUUUCAAACGUCUUUUUUGGCCAGUCAAACCAUCUAUUGAUGGUUUUGGAUUUUGUGUCUCUGUGAUGCAAGUGGAUGGAACAUUCCUUACCGGGAAGUACAAGGGUUGUCUCCUGAUUUCCAAUGGAGCGGAUGCAAACAAACAAGCAUUUCCUUUAGCCUUCGCCAUUGUUGAGGAGGAGAAUACCGAAAGCUAUGCAUGGUUCUUCAGACAAAUACACCUCCACGUCGCUAUGAGGACCAACUUGACAAUCAUCUCUGAUCGCCACGUCGGGAUCAGAGCUCCCAUCUUAGGGUUGGAUUCAAACUAGAAGUGGUCCCAGAGGUGUUCAUACGACACUUCAAAAGCAAUUGGAACCAUCAUGUCAAGCAGAAGAAGCAUGCUGAUAAUAUAUGGUGGACCGGUUAUCGGUAUACCGUUCACGACGUGGGAGCACUCGAUUACCGAUACCAAUUUGUAACCGGUUAACCGGUUACCGAAUACCCGGUUACUAGUUAUACUGAUGACACGCCAAAACACAACACCAAACUGCGACCAAGUGUAAUCGCAGUCCGGGAAUCCAGUAAAGUGGCAAGUCCUAUUAUCAACCCGGGGUCUAGAUCUACUGCUUACUCCGUGAUUAUCUAUUAUCUAGCCAACUAAGUCAAGUGAUUGUUGUUUUAAGCAAAAGCAGAAAGAAAGCAGGAAUUGGUACGGUUUUCUCAAGCAAAGAAGAGUCACUCGGGAAUGAGUCCCCCUAGCUCCUUAGUUAGGUCUCAAUUGUAAUUACCCUGGGUUGAUUUACUGUUGAUUAGACUGCGGAAGAUCCGACAGUAGCUUGGAAUCUCUUAAACUGACCAAGCCCUCUCAGUCUAACUACCUGGCAGACGACUAGUCUUCAUCGGGAUAGAAAGCUGAAGCAAUAAGCACAAAACUCCACUAUUGGAAUUGGAUUCCAGUACAAAGCAGUAAACUGGCUAACUCUCGUAUAGCCAAUCUCCUACUACCGAAUGAAGAAGCUCUAACAACCUAAUCAUAUUCUAUCUAUCUCAGGUUGCAGCAGAAAUCAAGAAAAGCUAAUCAGACUUCAAUCAAUUCAAUAAAACAUCCAUCAUUCGAUUAAAACCAAACACUAUAAUCAUCCCAAGUCAUUACAAUCAAAUCCCUAACACAUGGAACUAGGGUUCUUCAUACCCAAGUGAGAGAAGGGUUCUACUCCAUAGAGAGAGAGAGGAAAACAGAAUACAAAGCAGUCAUAAUCAUAACAAUGGGAAGAAUCUGCUAUGGGAUGAUGAUUUCCACUCCUAUGACGAUCUCCAAGCUCGAUUUGAUGAAACCUAGCUCCAAGAUAGCUUCUAGGAUGUGUUCUUCGUACUUUCUCUCUCUAGGGCUCUAUUUUUGCUCUGAAAAUCCGAUUCCCUCACUUGUGGCCCGAAAUUGGGUAAAAACCAGAAAAUCCCGAUCACACAGGCAGGCCACACGGCCGUGUGGCAUACCCAGUUGCCCGUGUGAGGUCAAAACGCCGCGUUCCGAUUAUGUGGGUUUCAGGCUUCCUGCACGGCCAGGGGCACACGGCCGUGUGGCAUGCACAGUCUGCCCGUGUGAAGCCUCGCAAUAUCCCACACGGCCACAUUUCUCCUUCACACGGCCGUGUGAGAUUUAUUCCUGCCCGUGUGAAGGCUCGCACAAUCCCACACGGCCACAUUGGUCACUUGCACGGCCGUGUGGGUUUUGUGUGUGCCCAUGUGGCUUCCUCAGCGACUUGCCUCGCGCCCGAUCUUCGUCCAAUCGACCCCGAACUCGCUCCUAAACCUUCAUUCACUUACUAGGGCCUGAAAUAUCACAAGCAAGCACAACCUAGCGAGAAAUCGGCCUAAAACACGAGAAUUAUCAUCUCAAACGGCUCUAGAAUAGGGGUAAAAACAUGUGCAAUUAACAGUUUAUCAACCGACUAACCGCGAGACCCACCCUCUCCUCUCUUUCUCAUUCCCGCUACCAGACUCUCUCUCUCCCCAACCCUCCCCAGACCUCCUCUCUCUCUCUUUCACCUCUCCCCAGUCCCCAACCCCUCUUAGACCUCCUCUCUUUCUCGAUUUCCUCUCAUCAGAGCCGUCCCAUGAUAUUUGGAGGCCUUGUUCGAAAAUUUAACAUGUGACUCCUAAUUUUUUUCUCAAUAAAUUUAUUAAAAAAUUAUAAAGUACAUAAGUUCAUAAAAUAAUUUCAAAAUGAAUAAACAAUCUCACUUCCUGUUUGACCAAGAAACCAAGCCCAAAUUCUCACUCCUAGCAGGGAGGGAGAAAAGUAAAUCUGGAGGGAACAAAAAAUGGAUAUAGAGCAAAAAUUGAAUGGGGAAAUGAAAAUAAUAUAAAUUGAUCGAGAGGUGGGUGUGGGUCUAUCUAAUGAAUCGUGUAGGCCCUAUUCCAAAAUUGAGACAUGAUCCAAAUUGACUUUUAACUAUAAUAAAACUAAAAUGAUUAUAAUACCAUUAUUCAAAAUGUAAUAUCUUUCUUUAUUGUUUAAAUUAAAAUUAUCUAUUAUCUCUCUCAUUUUCGUAUUCUCCAUGAGAUCUUUUUCAAUGGUUAUUAUAGCUAAAAUUAUCUAUCAAUCAUACACUAAAAAAACAACCUGCAAUAUUCGAUCGGUAACUAACGAAUCUAAGUGGAGGCCCCUAAUAUUCGGAGGCCCUGUGCCGGAGGGCGGGCUGGCACACCCUCUUGGCCGGCCCUGCCUCUCAUCUACCCAACCCGACUCCAAUCGCCGCCCACCGCUUGAUGUCACCUUCCUCUCUCGAUUCAAAUCCAGAUCUCCAGCCGACACGACAGUUCCUCCGCCAUCUCAAGCUUCCCCAACCUGAUUGGUGGCCUUUUCUGAGUCACGAAUCAGCGGCGGCGGCAAGGAGAAAGAGGAGAUGGGUGAGGCGACAACCAUCCCGCCGCCAUCUCGUUGUAGCCCUCCCCUCGCUCCUGCCGCUCCCACCAGAUCUGGAAAGAUUGAGUUUUCCUUCUCUAGUCCACGUGCUCAGAUCUGGAAAGAUCAAACCUCUACUUCGGCUCUUCGACAACGAAUCGACGACGGCGCAUCCUUGGAAGGCGAGGUCGCGAACUGGGUCGAAUAGAGGUAGAGCGGUGGAGAGGGAGCCGGGGUCGGAGAGGGAAGGCGAGGUUGCGGAGAGGUGGAGGCGGCGUCGGCGUUGGACAGGGAGAAGGGUUGGGGUGGAAUUUGAGCGAAGGGAGGCUGUCGGACAGGGAGAAGGGUGGUUGGAUCGAUAGAUUUGUUUAGGGUUUCUGUCACUCCACUCCACCCCUCGAUGCCGGUAUCAGUAUACCGGGAAACCGUCGGUAUUUACCGAUAGAGGAGCCGGUAUACCAAAAUCCUUCGAGACACUGCCGAAUACCAAUACAUCCCGGUUAUCGGUACGGUUAUCGGUUAAACCGAUAACCGGGAAACCGAUUACCACCCCUAACAAUGCGCCACUUUCUUAGACGCUUUAUAAGGAGAUGCAUGCCUAAGGAAAUGGGGUCUUAAGCGAUUAUCUACAAGGUUGUCGCAUGUUGUUUGCCCAACCCACCUUAUUAUUAAGGCAAAAUACACUUUCAUAGCCAUAACUAUUCGCGUUGUGACAAAUAUAGCCACUUUUUGAAAAAUACACUCGUAUAGCCAUUCCGUCCAAAACUUUAACGACAACAUCUUAAAUGCUGAUUGUACUAACGUUUUCUGAAGACGUGGCACUUUUUUGUUUAAAUCAAUCCUAGAUGGAAAG
Linum trigynum is the source of this 4238-nucleotide messenger RNA. The record is from the annotation of a GenBank genome assembly. Lineage: Eukaryota; Viridiplantae; Streptophyta; Magnoliopsida; Malpighiales; Linaceae.